AUGGCGACCGAUGCGACAGCUGGGCUUCCUUGCGAACUCACACUCGACAUCCCCUUCCCCGAUGCGCGCCUCGCCUCCGUCGCUCUCAAUGCCAUCCGGGUUGACAAAGAACUCUCAUUGUUGGUAAAACGAGACCUCUCAGUCAUUCCCGCCGACGGAUCCUCGGACCAAAGCGUCCUUCGAGUCGAGUAUAAGGCUGCCACGAACCGCAUGCUCCGAGUCGCUGUCAACUCUUUCCUUGACAGCCUGGCAUUGGUAUUGGAAGUUAUGGAGGAGUUGGAUGUAGAUGUUGUCGAGGCCCGGCAGAAAGAAAACAGCGGAUGA
Canariomyces notabilis is the source of this 324-nucleotide messenger RNA. RefSeq names its product Pcc1-domain-containing protein. The transcript has 2 exons. The record is from RefSeq and is a predicted model, not a curated record. NCBI's taxonomy places the organism in Eukaryota, Fungi, Ascomycota, Sordariomycetes, Sordariales, Chaetomiaceae. Bases 1 to 324 code for a protein of 107 amino acids. Gene Ontology annotation, cellular component: EKC/KEOPS complex.